AAUCAAGCUAUUUACACGCAACUGAUAUCUAAAUAAUUCGGAACAAUGAGAACAUACGCAUGUGAUUUUACACAACACAAAAGUACACUUUCUUAAAUCAAAAUAAUUUCCUUAUAUUAGGGAAGUUGUUGCAUUAUACAAAUUCAGGAAUAGUUAUUUAAAAUUAUAUAUCAAAUGAAGUUAUUAGAUAUAUUUUAUGUGUGGCAAAAUAAAACUGUUCAAUGUAGGGCUGGAUUUCGUCUCCAUUUAAAGAUAAAGUAGCAGGUGCUGGAGGUCGUCUUCCUUACAUCAAGCAGACAUACAGGGAUCUGAAAAAACACAUAUAUAAAGCACCACAGGCAAUCAAUAUGGAGAUACUAAAGAAAUUGUCCCGGAAGAAGUUUAUACGAGCUGACUCUGUUCACGAAACGAAGCUAGCACGGUGUCUUAAUACUGUGGAUUUAACAGCUUUAGGUAUAGGGAGUACCUUGGGUGCAGGUAUCUAUGUUGUGGCUGGACAGGUUGCCAAGCAAACAUCCGGCCCCUCUGUGUUCAUCUCUUUCCUUAUUGCUGCAUUAGCCUCCAUUCUUGCAGGACUGUGUUAUGCCGAGUUCGGUGCACGCGUACCUAAAACAGGUUCAGCCUACGUAUACAGCUACGUCACUAUAGGAGAACUCAUGGCGUUUGUGAUUGGCUGGAAUCUCAUAUUGGAAUAUGUAAUUGGCACAGCAAGUGUGGCCAGAGCGUGGAGUUCGUAUUUUGACUCUCUCGUCCACAACAAAAUACAAAACUACCUUAAAGGCAAUGUUCCAAUGCAUAUUUCUGGUCUUUCACCCUACCCUGACUUUUUUGCACUUGGAAUAACCCUUCUUCUAACAGACGUCAAAAUUAUUACGUCAUAUAGCCUUAGACGGCAUAGCGGCACGCUGGAAAAGAAAUCAGCAGAAAUCAGGCACAUAUUUGAUGGAUUUCGUCAAGGACUAAUCCUAGCAGUGGGAGUGAAGGAGUCUUCCAGAUUCAACAACCUGUUUACAGCUGUCAAUCUGCUGGUAGUAACGUAUAUAGUGAUCUGUGGGGCAUUCAAGGCAGAUGUUAAUAACUGGGAAGUAGACCCAGAAAAGGUACCUGAAGUAAACUCUACAGUUAUUGGAGACGGUGGAUUUCUACCGUUUGGUUUCUCUGGUAUGUUGUCUGGGGCGGCUACAUGUUUCUAUGCCUUUAUUGGAUUUGAUGCAAUAGCAACAACAGGUGAAGAAGUAAAGAACCCCCAGAAAGCUAUACCUAUAAGUAUAGUAGUGUCUCUGCUGGCGUGUUUCUUUGCCUACUCUGGUAUAUCUGUUGUUAUAACACUGAUGUGUCCUUAUUACUUACUGGACGGGAAUGCACCAUUACCCGCUGUAUUUGAUAGAGUUGGUUGGCCUGUUGCCAGGUACAUCAUUGCUGUGGGUGCUGUCUGUGGAUUAUCAACAAGUCUCCUUGGUGCAAUGUUUCCACUUCCUCGUGUGAUCUACGCUAUAGCCAGUGAUGGGCUUAUCUUUAAAUUUCUGGCCAAAGUCAAUGACAGAUUUAAAACACCACUGAUUGCAACUUUAAUAUCUGGUGCCUUUGCAGGGAUAAUGGCGAUGUUGUUUGACCUGAAAGAGCUAGUUGACAUGAUGUCUAUAGGAACCCUGUUAGCUUACACUCUAGUCGCAGUGUCUGUACUUCUGUUGAGAUACAGGGUCCAUAAUAUAGGAGAAAUAGACGAGUCUAGAGACAGUUAUACACAAGUUGCUGAACAUCUAGAUCCUUCGGACGCUUUAAAUGACAGAAGACAGCUUUUAAAUGACUAUGGUGACCAGACCAUAUUUUCAACAGCUUUUAAUUUUAGAAAUGAAAACCCGUCCCCGAUUACUGAGAAAACAUCUGCAUAUGCUGUUUCUUUAUUUAGUCUUUUAACAGUUGGACUGUCGCUCUUUCUAAAGUUUGCAGAAGACGAUUUGUCGGCUCGUAAAGCCUGGGCGAUUGUCAUCACAUCUGUGUUUACUAUAAUAAUGCCACUUCUACUUAUCUCAAUGGCAUGUCAACCACAGAACAAAAGAAACGUUUCUUUUAAGGUGCCUUGGUUGCCGUUUUUACCGGGCAUAAGUAUUUUUGUGAAUAUUUUUCUUAUGCUUCGACUUCCAAAUGCGACUUGGAUAAGAUUUGCUGUCUGGAUGGCUAUAGGUUUCAUAGUCUACUUUUUCUAUGGAUUUAGAAACAGCAAUCAGGGGCUUAGGGAAUCUGAGACGGAUACUUUUCCUGAUUACGAAGUUAGAUGUGACAAUUCAAUCAAUGCUUCAGGGGAGCCCAGAAUACCAAAUAAUGAAUCAAACCCAUCCGAGACCUCGAGCUUGCUUCGUGCAGUAGUAUAGAUUAGUCUUCCUAUUGAGCAUGACCUGACAUUACAAAUAUGAUACAUCUUAACCCUUACCUUGCUAAAGUUCUAUAAUGAAAUAAAAACGUCUUGUCUAUCUUCCAAUUUGGACAGUACCAUUAACUGUUAAAAGGGGUGCUUACCAAAAUGAUACUGGCUGAAUAGUGAACAGCGCAAAUCAUGAUCAGACUGCACGGAUGUGCAGGCUGAUCAUGAUCUACACUGGUCGCAAAGGCAGAAUCAAUCAUGUCCAGCAUGGUAAGGGAUAAGGCUUUCGACAAUGUUUUAUAAAUAUUAUAUACAUGUUGUGAUAUGUGUUAUGGUACAGAUUCAAAAGAUAUAUACUGUAGCAUUCAAUGGGAAUAUAUACAUUCAACUAAUGGGAAUUUUUGACAAUUUGACAUAACUGAGAUUAAAAACAAAUUCAUGUUUAAGUAAGUGUGUUGCAUCUUUAUGAAGUUAACUGACAUUACUUGUUACAUGAACUUGUUUUACUUAUUUUUUGUGCACGUGUUAUUGUUCUUAAAUAUAAAUGUAAAUAAGCAAUAAAGUAUGAUUAAACGA
This is a messenger RNA of Mercenaria mercenaria, 2938 nucleotides long. RefSeq names its product cationic amino acid transporter 2-like. Gene Ontology annotation, molecular function: amino acid transmembrane transporter activity. Gene Ontology annotation, biological process: transmembrane transport; amino acid transport. The transcript is spliced from 16 exons. NCBI's taxonomy places the organism in Eukaryota, Metazoa, Mollusca, Bivalvia, Venerida, Veneridae. Gene Ontology annotation, cellular component: plasma membrane. The coding region runs from base 348 to 2372 and encodes 674 amino acids. The record is from RefSeq and is a predicted model, not a curated record.